This is a messenger RNA of Helicoverpa zea (corn earworm), 870 nucleotides long. Its product is annotated as zinc finger CCCH domain-containing protein 4-like. The transcript is spliced from 2 exons. NCBI's taxonomy places the organism in Eukaryota, Metazoa, Arthropoda, Insecta, Lepidoptera, Noctuidae. The record is from RefSeq and is a predicted model, not a curated record. Bases 45 to 476 code for a protein of 143 amino acids.
AAGAUGUCAUGUUUUAGGAAAUUAGUUCAGAACAUAUCGGCAAAAUGUGGCGGCUAGGCGUAUUGUUGUUAGGGACCAUCUUAUUAGAGUUUGCAGCUGCUGAUGUUAAGCCCACAGAAGCCCUCCUUAUCCAGCGAUUAAAGCGCUCUCCAGACUCAUGUGACAACUACGACUACUACCCACACCGGCGGGAGAGGUACUGGCCCCCACCACCACCAGGGCCACCACCCCCACCAUUCUGGCCACCACCCCCUCCCCCACCUGGGCCACCAGGACCACCAGGACCACCUUUCUGGCCACAUCAUCAUCAUCGUGACCGCUUCGAGGAAAUCUAUGAUGCCGCGUCAAGAAGGGACGAUGAACCAUGUUCUACGUGCCCAGGGGGUAAAGACACUUCAUCAGCUCUUAGUAAUGCUAAGAGUCAGAAUGGAGACGCUAUCGCGAUAGCUGUGGCUAAAGCUAGUCCUAAAUCAUGAGGUUUCUUGGCUGUUAUUGAAAUAUUAUGUGUACGUAGGUGUGUUUAAACCAAACGAGCGAAUGUUAAAUUAUAAGAACAAGGAAAUAAUGGUCUGUAUCUCUGUAAACAUUUUAAGAAUUAUAUAGAUAAAGUUAAAAUGCUACGAGAGUAUUCUUGUUUGGUUCAUUUGGUCUAAACACGCUUGUACCUCUAUCUGAUGCCGGUUGAGCGUGACGUGCAAUUGUUUUUAAACGUGUUGCUGUCACGAGCAAUUUUUUAAAAGACCUUUCUGCAUUUGAUGCUCAUCUGUCAUUAUUCUUUGUUAAGUUUAUAAGUCUACAAAUAAAAGUCUGUUUAGUUAAUAAAGUGAUUUUGUUUUAUUUUUAGUUUACUAUAAUGGGUAUGUUACUUCU